AUGUCGCAGCCCCCCGCUAUGCAGGCCAACCUCACUGGCCCUGCGAAACUAGAGGCGGUCAAAAGUUUAAUGGACAAAUUGGGUGAAGACUUGAAGGAGCCUGUGUUGCUCCCUCAACAACGCGAUGCUGCACUCGAAGAACUCAAGGUAUACGGACGGGAUCCCACCAAUGCUGAUCCGAUUUUCACUCCAGAGGGCAUCGAAAUCCUCGCAAAACACGCGUUCACCAGCCCUUCAAACUCGACAGCCAGAGCCGCUCUCAGAGUUCUGGCCAAUUCCAUGCUGCUGAACCCCACGGCCCGGCAAACAUUUGUCGGUCUCGGCUAUGAAGACCUGGCCUGUAAGAGGUUGAGAAACGACAGCUUCGAUGAUGAGUUUCUUGUCUCGAGAGUUAUCUUCCUCACAACGUACGGCACCAAUAUUGACUUGCUGGCACUGAUCCAGAAACACCGGCUGGCAGAGAUCAUUAUUGGAAACUUAUCCAAGCAUGCCAAGCUUCUGACAAACCGCGAACCAAAGGCGCCUAUUGACCCUAUGGAGGACAUGGCGCUGAAUGAGACUUUGAAGCUGCUUUUCAACGUAUCUCAUUACUGUCCCUCUGAGGUGGAUGCUUUCACGGGCUGCACACCACACAUCAUUGCCUUGCUCUGGAAGCACGACAUUCCUUCCGACAAACCCCUCAACCCACCUUUCAAUGCCCUCGUCAACGCGCUGCUCGACUUGAAGUUGGAGGACAAGGACAUCCAAGCAUUUAUCUACCCCAAGGCCGAACCCAACAUGUUGGCGGAGCGGUUGAUUGAGAUAUUGGACCCGGCGCUGAAGACUUACCCCGACAACGAACUCGAGCAGCUUGUGACGCCUCUUGUCGGCGUUUUGCGCCGGGUCUAUGGUGGUGCUCCUGAAGAGGUCAAAAAGUAUUUCAGGGAGACUCUUCUUCCAACUGAACAAGACAGGAAAGAGGUUCUUGGUCGCGGUUCAUCCUUGACGUCACGGCUGCUGCGUAACUCGACGAACCCCCUGACUCCUCAUCUGCGCGACGCCAUCUCGCGUCUUCUCUUCGACAUGUCAGACCAGGAUGCGUCCAAGUUUGUUCAGAACGUCGGAUACGGCUUUGCCUCAGGUUUUCUCUUCCAGAACAACAUCCCGGUCCCCGCGAGUGUAUCUGAAGCUUUCAGCACUGGCGAGGCCCAGAAGCCAGUCAACCCUAUUACGGGACAGUUUGUAGAGUCCGAGAAGCACGUGGAUGUCCCGGAAAUGACGGAAGAUGAGAAAACAAGAGAAGCGGAGAGGCUUUUUGUACUGUUUGAAAGACUGCGCAAGACGGGUGUCGUCGAUGUCCAGAACCCGGUCGAGAUGGCAGCGAGAUCUGGGCAACUUCACGAUUUUGGAGAUAAACGAGUAGAGGAAGUCGAUGAAUGA
Messenger RNA from Colletotrichum navitas, 1419 nucleotides. RefSeq names its product guanine nucleotide exchange factor synembryn. NCBI's taxonomy places the organism in Eukaryota, Fungi, Ascomycota, Sordariomycetes, Glomerellales, Glomerellaceae. Gene Ontology annotation, biological process: G protein-coupled receptor signaling pathway. The coding region runs from base 1 to 1419 and encodes 472 amino acids. The record is from RefSeq and is a predicted model, not a curated record. Gene Ontology annotation, molecular function: guanyl-nucleotide exchange factor activity; G-protein alpha-subunit binding. Gene Ontology annotation, cellular component: cytoplasm. The transcript is spliced from 5 exons.